AUGGCCGCGUCGUCUCCGGCCUCCAGCGGCAAGGCGGCGAGCGACUCCUCCGCUCCUCCUCCGGCCCCUUCCCCCGUGGUAUCCAAUGGUAAUGGAACGCCGCAGAAGCCGCCCCCCGUCGCCGGAUUCGACAUGCCCAAGCCCAACCUCCGUGGCCUCAACAAGCCCAAGUGCAUCCAGUGCGGCAACGUCGCCCGCUCCCGGUGCCCGUUCCAGUGUUGCAAGAGCUGCUGCUACAAAGCUCAGAACCCUUGCCACAUUCAUGUUCUCAAACAGAGCAACACAUUGCCAGAGAAGACACCACCAGCUCCUAUCCCUUUGUCAGACCAACCAUCAACCAAUUCACCUUUAACCGGUUCUUCGUCGAGGCUGUCUUCCCUACAAAAGCUUCCCCAUCAUUUUCUGAAUUCCAUCCGAACAAGAAAGUCCCUUGCCAAGAAGGACAUUGCAAGCAUAAACAAGUGGAGGUUUAUGAAGCUAAAGGAACAUAUGCAAGGAGAUAUUGAUGUUGAAAAUGAAGCAUAUGAUAGGUACACACAGAAUAUUGGAUUGCUGGAGGAAACGUUCUAUCUCAAAGAAGAUUCUGCUGGUGAACAUGAAACUGAAGCAACUUCCUCAGAAGAAAUGAUGGAAAUAAUGGUCUCUGAGGCAAAGGUGAGGUUAAAAUCUGAUUGCGCAAAUGCAGCUGGCUUUAAAGAGAGGAUUGCCACUGUCUUGGACCAGAAGCUGAAGAAACUGCAAGAGAGGAACAGUGCCUGCGAGGAGGAUGACAACUCCUCUGACCAAAAUCUAGAUGACCAUACGAAGCCGGUGAAGUUGAACAUAAAACAGCAAACAGUGAGAAACGCGAAAACAAACGAGCUGCUUGGUAAGUUGACAAAAGCACAGAGUGAGGAUGAUUUGAAGCCUUGCCUCAAUAUCAUGGCGCAGCUGUUUGGAAAGGAGAUCGCUUCCUCCUCCAUGGGCACAUCAAACAAGUCAAGCGACCAAGAAUCAACCCCUGCAGUUGCGCCCUCUUAUUCAUUUCCAAAGCUCACAACUAGGCUGGAGGUAGACGAGAACAUGAUGUCUAAGAUCAGCGAGCUAUCUUCUUUGAGUCAGGUUGUUCAGCUAUAA
This is a messenger RNA of Triticum turgidum subsp. durum (durum wheat), 1116 nucleotides long. The record is from the annotation of a GenBank genome assembly. NCBI's taxonomy places the organism in Eukaryota, Viridiplantae, Streptophyta, Magnoliopsida, Poales, Poaceae.